This is a messenger RNA of Vicia faba (fava bean), 327 nucleotides long. The record is from the annotation of a GenBank genome assembly. NCBI's taxonomy places the organism in Eukaryota, Viridiplantae, Streptophyta, Magnoliopsida, Fabales, Fabaceae.
AUGGUGUCACUAACAGGAGCAUUGAGGAGCAAAGUAGAUAGUAAUGGUGUGAAUAUCAUGGUAGCCUUGUAUGAAAACAAUAUAGUUACUGAUUGUCCAAGAGGAGAGAACAAAGGUUAUGUUCUAUCAAACGAUUAUGUCGUUAGAAAGCUCGAAAAACUCUCGACUGAAAAAGACAUAUCUGAUAAGAAGACAAUAACAGCAAGUGUUAGCUUUACUUUGUGGGGAGGAUUCAAUAGCAGCAAAUGUGGUGUAGCUGUCUUUGUUCAAAGCCCUUCUCACCAGAUUUUUGGUUCACAGAGUUUUCAGUUGCUGAAUAAUAUAUGA